This is a messenger RNA of Homo sapiens (human), 869 nucleotides long. RefSeq names its product forkhead box R1 (gene FOXR1). Gene Ontology annotation, cellular component: cytoplasm; nucleus; perinuclear region of cytoplasm. The record is from RefSeq and is marked reviewed. Gene Ontology annotation, molecular function: DNA-binding transcription factor activity; sequence-specific DNA binding. Gene Ontology annotation, biological process: regulation of DNA-templated transcription; negative regulation of transcription by RNA polymerase II. NCBI's taxonomy places the organism in Eukaryota, Metazoa, Chordata, Mammalia, Primates, Hominidae.
UUGCCAGGUAUAAACUCCGAAUUGUUAAGCCACCAAAAUUACCCCUAGAGAAAAAACCCAACCCUGAUAAGGAUGGUCCAGAUUAUGAGCCCAACCUCUGGAUGUGGGUAAAUCCCAACAUUGUGUAUCCCCCUGGAAAGCUGGAGGUCUCAGGACGUAGGAAGAGGGAGGACCUGACAAGCACACUCCCCUCCUCUCAGCCACCCCAGAAGGAGGAAGAUGCCAGCUGCUCAGAGGCCGCAGGGGUGGAAUCACUGUCCCAGUCCUCCAGCAAGCGGUCUCCCCCUCGGAAGCGGUUUGCCUUUUCCCCCAGCACCUGGGAGCUCACAGAAGAGGAGGAGGCUGAGGACCAGGAAGACAGCUCCUCUAUGGCUCUCCCAUCCCCUCACAAAAGGGCCCCCCUCCAGAGUCGGAGGCUUCGGCAAGCCAGCAGCCAGGCGGGGAGGCUCUGGUCCCGGCCCCCUCUCAAUUACUUCCACCUAAUUGCCCUGGCAUUAAGAAACAGUUCCCCCUGUGGCCUCAACGUGCAACAGAUCUACAGUUUCACUCGAAAGCACUUCCCCUUUUUCCGGACGGCCCCGGAAGGCUGGAAGAAUACUGUCCGUCACAAUCUCUGUUUUCGAGACAGCUUUGAGAAAGUGCCUGUCAGCAUGCAGGGCGGGGCCAGCACACGGCCUCGAUCUUGCCUCUGGAAGUUGACCGAGGAGGGACACCGCCGCUUUGCGGAGGAGGCCCGCGCCUUGGCUUCCACUCGGCUAGAAAGUAUCCAACAGUGCAUGAGCCAGCCAGAUGUGAUGCCCUUCCUCUUUGAUCUUUAACCCCAAGAAGCAACAGCCAGCUAAUGCUUUAUUAAAAUUACCCUCACUAGC